ACAUAAUCACAAACAUACUUUGCUUGCGCUGGUGCACCGCGCUUAUAAUUCCGCAUGAUCCAGACGGCGACGGUUAGUUAUAUUAUCUCCAGUUAUACUGUUAAGAGCCACUACAAGUUCACUUACGCGACCGACGUGAGCUGACACACGACGCAAAAUAUUGCGAAUGCAAUUACGUCGCAUCGCCACCCACGGUCAGUAAAGACCGAUAAAGAUCGACGAUUUCUGGACAAUGGGGCCCUUUGAGAUUCUGUGCGGCAUCGCCGCCGUAAUUCUCGCUACUUAUUAUUACUUCACGAAAAAUUUCGACUUCUGGAAGUCACGUGGCAUUCGUGGUCCAGCACCGAUACCAGGAUUUGGCAAUUUCAAAGACGUUAUGUUUAAUAAUAUAUCAUCGGGCGACUAUUUGACAGAACUGUACAACACCUACAAAGAUGAACCAAUGAUUGGAAUAUUCACUAGAACGACACCUCUUCUUAUUGUAAAGGAUCCGGAUUUAAUUAAGGAUAUCCUUAUCAAGGAUUUCACCGUAUUCUCGCACAGAGGACUACCCCUUUCUAAAAAAGCCGAGCCGCUCUCGCAACAUCUUUUCACUUUAGAGCCGAAGAGAUGGCGACCGUUCCGAAUAAAUCUAUCGCCUGUUUUUACAUCCGGCAAAUUAAAGGACAUGUUCUCCUUAAUAUCAGACUGCGCUGACCACCUUGUUCAAUACAUGGAAAACAUAGCGAGCAAGAAUGAACCAGUGGAAUGCCGCGAGUUGACUGCGAAAUAUACGACCGACGUUAUCGGUAGCUGCGCCUUCGGCAUCGAGAUGAACGCUUUGUCGGACGAAGACAGUGAAUUUCGAAAGAUGGGUAGAAAAGUAUUCUCUCCGACUUGGACAAAUCUAUUACGAAUAAGAGCGAGACAAAUGUUUCCGUGGCUUUACGAAAUGCUCGCGUACGCGCAUAUCAUUCCGCAAACAGAAGUCACCAAAUUCUUCACACGCGUCAUCGUGGAGACCAUGGAUUACAGAGAAACGAAUAAAAUCACUAGAAACGACUUCAUUGAUAUGUUACGCGAACUAAAAAAACAUCCAGAAAAAUUGGGUGAUAUUGAAUUGACAGAUACUUUACUAACUGCUCAGGCUUUCGUAUUUUUCCUUGCUGGUUUUGAAACUUCGUCGACGACUAUUAGCAACGCCAUGUACGAGUUGGCAUUAAAUCAGAAAAUGCAAGAUAAACUGCGCGAGGAAAUUGAUGAACUUUAUGCAAAAUGUGGCCAAGACUUAACAUACGACAAUAUAAAAAAAAUGGAUUAUUUAGAUAAAAUCUUCAGAGAAACAUUACGAAAGUAUCCGCCAGUAACAUUUCUUAUGAGACAAGCCAUGUCGAAUUAUACUUUCAAUGGCACUAAAGUUAGUAUACCGAAAGGCCAAAGAGUAUGGAUUCCAAUUUACGCGAUUCAACGAGAUCCGGAUUUUUAUCCAAAGCCAGAUAUCUUCGAUCCAGAAAGAUUUAACGAAGAAGCUGUACAAAGCAGACACCCGAUGGUGUAUCAACCCUUCGGUGACGGGCCAAGAAAUUGCAUCGGAUCUCGUUUCGCUGUUCAUCAGACUAAACUUGGACUUAUAAAGAUGCUUCGCAACUACAGAAUUGAGCCUUGCGAGAAAACUCCAAUACCCUACGUAAACGACCCUAGAUCAUUCCUAUUAGCGCCAAAAGGCGGACUGCACCUGAAAAUAGUUAAACUUAAUCGACCUUAAGUUUUUCCUAAUUCUUCACAGAAAAUAUAAUACGUAAUAAAUAGUGCAGAAAAUUGAUCAUUUAAAACUGCAAUAAUACGAGUUAUUAUAUCGACUGCUAUAAUCCUCAUUAGUUUUAUGUUCUAUCAAGUCAUCUUAUAUAAAAUAGUUAAUAAUUUGAUAGGUUUUAAUAGAUAAAUGUUAAGUAUAUGUUAUUAUUAAGAUGUGUUAUAUAUAGAUCAUAUGCUUGUAAGCCUUAUCUUGGCGCAUGGGCACGAGAAUUGAAUGUUCUCAAAAACCGACCUAAAUAUCGUAUUUAGCGACCACAUAAUAUAUUUUUAAUAAAAUAUAUUAACUUACCCUAGAAUAAUUAUUAGAAACUUUAUAAUGUAAUUUUGUUGUAUUUAUUUUAAAUUUUACAACAAAUCAUAUACUUGCAAUUUGUAAGAAAACUGUAAAAAUUGUACCUACUCUCAUCAAAUAUAUGUAUAAACACUAA
Vollenhovia emeryi is the source of this 2222-nucleotide messenger RNA. RefSeq names its product cytochrome P450 6B2-like. Lineage: Eukaryota; Metazoa; Arthropoda; Insecta; Hymenoptera; Formicidae. The transcript has 6 exons. The coding region runs from base 233 to 1744 and encodes 503 amino acids. The record is from RefSeq and is a predicted model, not a curated record. Gene Ontology annotation, molecular function: heme binding; monooxygenase activity; oxidoreductase activity, acting on paired donors, with incorporation or reduction of molecular oxygen.